Triticum urartu is the source of this 767-nucleotide messenger RNA. RefSeq lists its product as uncharacterized. NCBI's taxonomy places the organism in Eukaryota, Viridiplantae, Streptophyta, Magnoliopsida, Poales, Poaceae. The record is from RefSeq and is a predicted model, not a curated record.
CGUACACGACCGAGAGAAAAAUAAUCACAGCUCGCCAUCGCACAUGCCAUUGCACAACUCCACAAGCACAAGCCAAGCGCGAAACUCUAUAUAAGGAGCCGGCGAGCAGGCAAAGGCCACCAUCCAGAUCGAAUCAUCGAUACACAACCGCAAACUCAUCAUCAGCCACAAGGGAUCCGUGAGCAUCUCGUUUGCCAGCCUCUUUGGUUGACUGAUUGAUCGAUCAGCCCCUCGCCGCCGGUGACCAUGAUGGAGGAGGCGCUCAUCUCGCUGGAGCUGCGGGACGUGCUGGCCAAGGUGACCGUGUUCCUGCUCGUGCAGGGGCUGGUGUACCUCAUCCUCACCAACUCCUCCGACGUCUUCUCCAAGAGCAAGAGGCUCCGGUCCCUCAGCUUCCGGCCCAUGCGGUCCAUGAGCGUGCGCCGCGUCCUGGCGCCGCUCUCCGACGUCCCCGUCGGCACCGACGACGACUCGCCCUCGCCCUCGCCUUCGCUGUUUUCGUCUUCUUCGUGGUCGUCGCGCCGCUGGGGUAGCCGCAAAGAGGAUUGAGCAGCUUGGAGUCAGAGCGGUUGCUUAGUUCUGACGCCAGAUGGGUAGCUACUAGUACUAGCGAACAUGGUAAUUCUGAACUGUCCUGGGUUUGUUAUCGUGGUUUGACCGUUUGAGAUUUGAGAAUGGUAUUUGUUUAACUCUCAUGUAAAUCAGAUUAGCUGUGGCCUUGUAGAUAUGUUCAUUGAUUUGAAUCGGGAUGAUGAAUUAUUUGAUUC